Messenger RNA from Fonsecaea erecta, 768 nucleotides. RefSeq names its product ATP-dependent Clp endopeptidase, proteolytic subunit ClpP. Gene Ontology annotation, cellular component: endopeptidase Clp complex. The transcript is spliced from 2 exons. The record is from RefSeq and is a predicted model, not a curated record. Gene Ontology annotation, molecular function: ATPase binding; ATP-dependent peptidase activity; serine-type endopeptidase activity. Bases 1 to 768 code for a protein of 255 amino acids. NCBI's taxonomy places the organism in Eukaryota, Fungi, Ascomycota, Eurotiomycetes, Chaetothyriales, Herpotrichiellaceae. Gene Ontology annotation, biological process: protein quality control for misfolded or incompletely synthesized proteins.
AUGCGACAUCUCCUUCGCGCAGUACCGCAGCUGCCUGCUGCGCGCAUACCCAUGCGGGCAGCGUCCAGUGGUGCUGCCGCGCUACAGAGCCCGCCCGCACAGAGACGACAGUACUCGAAAUCUACCCCUCCGACGUCGUCCUGGCUGCCGGUUCCAUUUGUCACCGAGACCAUCGCCGGCCUGACGCACACGACGGACCUCUUCUCGCGGCUGCUCAAGGAGCGCAUCGUGGCGGUGUACGGCGAAGUGGACGACCGCAUGGCGGCGACGGUGACGGCGUCGCUGCUGUACCUCGAGGCGGAGUCGGACCGACCCAUCUCCAUGUACAUCAACUCGCCCGGCGGGAGCGUGACGGCAGGGCUGUCGAUCUACGACUGCAUGAACUACAUCGUGCCGGAGGUGUCGACGCUGGUACUGGGUCAGGCGGCGUCGAUGGGCAGCCUGCUGCUGGCGGGCGGGGCGGCCGGCAAGCGCUACUGCCUGCCACACUCGAGCAUCAUGCUGCACCAGCCCAGCGGGGGGCACUACGGCACCGCCGCCGACAUCGCCAUCCACGCCAAGGAGAUCCUGCGCAUCCGGUCCCAGCUGAACCGCAUCUACGAGCGCCACCUGACGGGCAGCAAGAAGAUGACCGUCGACGAGAUCGAGAAGAUGAUGGAGCGCGACUACUUCCUCAGCGCCGAGGAGGCUCUGGAACUGGGCGUCGUCGACGAGAUCCUGGCCAGCAGGAAGAAGAAGCCCGAGGCGACGGCGGCGGAAGAAACGUGA